ACCUCAAAAGCUGCAACCCAUCUCCCCACUACCCACUCAAUUCCAUUCAAUUCAGACCCUUCAAAUUCAGCUACAGACCCACUUCGAUCUCAAUCCUUCCCGAUGCCGAUUAUGGGUGAUGGGGUGGCAGCUGCGGCGGCCGAGGUGCAAUACGUCAAGGCCAAGACUUCGGUCUGGUGGGACAUCGAGAACUGCGCCGUCCCCAAAGGUUGCAACCCCCACGCUAUUGCCCAGAACAUCGCCUCCGCUCUCGCCAAGAUCGGAUAUUGCGGACCCCUCUCCAUCUCUGCCUUCGGUGACACCAAUCGCAUCCCCUCCUCCGUCCAGCACGCCCUCUCCUCCACCGGCGUCACCCUCAACCACGUCCCCGCCGGUAUUAAAGAUGCAAGUGACAAAAAGAUACUUGUAGAGAUGUUGCUCUGGGCAGUUGACAAUCCUGCACCGGCUAAUUAUUUGUUGAUCUCUGGUGACCGAGACUUUUCUAAUGCUCUUCACCAGCUGCGCAUGAGAAGAUAUAAUAUUCUUCUAGCACAACCUCAAAAAGCAUCUGCGCCCCUUCUUGCAGCUGCAAAGAGAGUAUGGCUUUGGACAAGCAUUGUGGCUGGAGGACCCCCACUCCCAGAUGGAGAACCUCAACAACCUGGUAAUGGGAGAGGCACUAACUCUGUAUCCACUUCUAGCAUGAUACGCAUGCCAGUUUCUGAUGCCAUACAGACAAACCCACAAAUGGAUUUUUAUUCUGAAAAUCCUCGUUUGGGAGGUCAGAAGUUCUCUUGUGCGGGGAGGACUUCUGAUGCAAAAUACAAUGGCAAAAUGAAUGUGACAAAUGCCAGCCAAUCAAAUAGAUCAAACAGUAACGGUCCUAACUUUUCACGGAGCAACACCAACAACAUACAAAGUAAUGUCGGGAAUCCUUAUUCACAAACAUUUAGGCCAAACAACUUUACUACACAAUCUGAUUCUGCACUUUGUAAUUUGUAUCCACCUAAUUCCCAAACCCAUACUUCUCCACAGUUGACUUUGAGGCCUGAUGGAUCGAGCUUUUCUUCAGGUCUGCUUAAAAACAUCCCUGAUGUUAGUAAUCUGAACAUUUCUGGAUAUAGCAACAGUCUGCAUGGUUCUGCAGUGACCCAACAACAAAAUAUAUUGCAGAGCAUUGAUGCUAUCAACAAACCUCCAAACUCACAAAAUGGACGUAUGGUGCCAAAUAUGCCACAAUUUCAUCAUGAUCCUCGGAGCAAUAGGUACCCUCUUGGUCCCGAAUAUCCAUCCUCAUCGUCAUCAGUAGUGACCUCAAGUGUGAAUCCUGGUAAUGUUACAUGGGGAACUCCAGGAUGUCCAAAACCUUCUGAAUAUGUCCAAUGUCUCAUAGGGGUUGUGUUACUUGCAUUGAACGCCCUGAAGAAUGAAAAGAUAAUGCCAACUGAAGCAAAUAUAGCUGAUUGUAUACGAUAUGGAGAUUCUAAGCACCGCAAUACUGAUGUUAAGAAGGCACUGGAGAGUGCUAUUGAGAAUCAGAUGGUAGUGAGGCAGAAUUUAGGUUCAUUGCAGUUUUAUGUUGCAAAGAACGACAAGCUCUGGAAGUGUGUGAACCCCAUAGGUGGUAAUCCCUUGCAAUACCCAAAAGAAAUUUGGGAUGAUCUAAAGAAGUUUCUCACAUCCAGUGCUGGACAGUCUGCUAUGCUGGCUUCUCAGUGCAGGUACGAAGCCGGUACUAUUUUAAAGAACAUGUGUUUGAAAGACCUUGCACUGGGUGAUGUACUUCAAAUCUUGAAUAUGGUAAUAGCUGGUAAAAAAUGGAUUUUACAUCAUCAGUCAGGGUGGCAACCCAUUUGCAUAACUGUUCCAAAUAUUGACAAUGAUUUUGGUCCCGGAGCUGCUGCAUGAUUUCAACAAAUGCUAUGUAUGGUAGGAGAAAAGAUUUGUCUAGAUGGUUAAAGUGUUAAUAGAUGCAACUAUAGCUUGGUGGUAGGUUAGAACCGGAAUGGUGGAAAGGAAUUUGAGUCAGUAGCUAUCAUCUCUAUCAUCUAAGUUGAUUUAUGAUGAUGGUUAUGGUAAGCGUUUUUCUAGUAGUAUGUCGUAUUCUAAUUUCUUCUAUAGCUGACUAAUUUUUUGAGUUUAUCUGGAAUUCUGGAGUAAAGUUGAAAGAAGCCAUUGAACAGAUGGAGAUAGGCAGACAUAUUUAGCUAAAUACCUGUCGAGGUGACAGAGGGACUUGUUGCUAUUGCGCAGCUUGCUUUGUGCAUGCCUGUUCCUAUAUUAACAAAUGGGUUGGAGCCUGGUACAGUAUCUCCUUCUUUCAUGUUUUGGGUUUUGUUGGGAAUUGUUCAACUAGAACAAGUUUACAGCAUGGCAUUGAAUCAACAAAUUUCAAGGAAACAGUUCUGGGGAAGAAAUGUGUAUAUAUUUUUGGUUUGUGCCCUGCCCCACAUAUGAUCAUCCUCACAAGUUAAACAGUUUAUAAUCUGUAUUAAAGCCAUGCAAAGGGAUUUACUCAGUGUGUGUUUCAAAAAAGGUUCAUUGAGUUACUGCUCGAAAUGGAUCUAGAUUGACAAGUACAAUCAUCAUGGGAGAUGGUUGUGAUUUCAUCUUCAACGUAAGACAUAAAUAUGACUACUUGACAGAGAAGCAGAAAAUCAAGAGUAUGAUUACUUACCACUCUGCUAUGAACUCCCACCAUGAAGCGUAUUUGAUUGUAUAGUUUGAUCAAUGCUGAAUUGAUCCAAAAGGAAUAAAGGUGCACUCGUUCAGCACCAUAAGUUCCCUAGUCCUGGAUGUUGCUUGUAUUUCACUCUGUAAUUAAGUUAUUUUGAAUUCCAUUCACAUCUGUGUGUGGAGAAACCUCAACUUUGUAUGUUUUGUGUAAGCCGAUUGCUGUGGAAU
Molecule: messenger RNA, 2883 nt
Organism: Rubroshorea leprosula
Lineage: Eukaryota; Viridiplantae; Streptophyta; Magnoliopsida; Malvales; Dipterocarpaceae
Source: the annotation of a GenBank genome assembly